Molecule: messenger RNA, 3281 nt
Organism: Phasianus colchicus (ring-necked pheasant)
Lineage: Eukaryota; Metazoa; Chordata; Aves; Galliformes; Phasianidae
Source: RefSeq, a predicted model, not a curated record
UCUUCCUGCUGGCCAUUCCUCUUUUAAUGCAGCCUAGAAUACAGUUGGCCUUCCGAGAUGCAACUGCAUAUUGCAGGCUCAGCUUGAACUGAACUUGGAAGAGGUUGACAAAAAGAACAAGAGCUCAUACCCUCGGGAAGUUUGCAGAUGACAGAUGCAGAUCAGUGGUAUGAGGCUCAGCAAGACCAAGUGCCAGGUCCUGCACCUGAGUCACAACAACCCCCUGCAGAGCUACAAGCCUGGGGCAGAGUGGAUGUUGGAGAACGAUCUGGGGGCAUUAGUCAAGAGCCAUCUGAACGUUUGCCAGCAAUGUGCCCAAAUAGCCAAGACAACCAAAGGCAUCCUGACUUGUGUCAGUAACGGUGUCACAGUAUCGUCAGCAGGACCAAGGAUGUGAUUGUUCCUCUGCACUCGGCAACAGUGAGGCUGCACCUGGAGUACAUGUUCAGUUACGGGCCCUUCACUACAAGACAGACACUGAGGUGCAGAAGCGUGUCCAGGGAAGAGCAAUGAAGCCGGUUAAGGGUCUGAAGCACAGAUCUUAUAGGGAGUGGUUGAAAGAACUGUGUUGUUUAGUCUGGAGACGUUAUUUCUCCCUACUACAACCUGAAGGGAGGUUGUAGCAAGGUGGGGGUUGGCCUGUUCUCCCAGGUAACAGCAACAAGAUGAGAAGGAAAAGCCUUAAGUUGUACCAAGGGAGGUCCAGGUUUGAUACGGGAAAAUUUCUUCUUGAAUGGCCAAGAACAAGAACAAGAACAGCACUGGGACAGGCUGGACUACUCAGGAAAGUGGUGGAGUCACCGUUCCUGGGGUGUUCAAGAAAUGUGUAGAUGUGUCACUUGGGGACAUGGUUUACUGGGCUUGGGGGUGGCAGUUGGGCGGUUGGAUGCAGGGCAACAUAAGACAGGAUGCAGGCAGAAUCCUUGGGAAAUGUAGAGAUCAGCUGGAAGAGAUUAGCUCUACUGGGAAGACAAAUCAGAGGGAUAUGGACCUCAACUGCUGCCAUCUUGGAGGGGCCCUCAUAACAAGAUGGAGGCCUGCGUGAAGAGUGUGGGUAGGCAGCAGGAGGCAGAGUGCCCCAUCCAGGCUCCACCUCAUGGUUCCAGGGGUGGGUGGGCAGCACUGUGAUGUCAGCAUAGCUGAACUCAAUUCUGAGUUCAGAGGGGUGGUUCCACCUCUGCUAUUGCGGCCGUGACCAGCGUUUAGUGAUGGUUGAUGGCAGCUCUCUUUAUCCCUGUUACCCUUAUCCUUCUCUAUGGCCUCAUGUUCCUGGUGGCCGGAAUCUUCCUGCUCACCGUGAUCCGAAACCUACGGGUAGAGGAGAUACGAGGGUGGGGGUGACUUGUGGCUGGGGGACUCAUGGCUGGGUGAGUCGGGGUCAACUAUGUGGGACCCCUCAGGAGCGUAACUGUGCCAUGUCCAUGUGCCUACAGGCUGGCAGACGACGCUUGCGGUGGAGGAGAUGGUGGAGGCGAGCAGUGGCACCAGAACCAGGUGCUGAGAGACAGGCAGCCAAACACAGCAGCUCCCAGUGCAAGCCAUGGUGCCCCUGCAGUAAGGCCAACCAGGAGCUCCAGCAGCUGGUCCUGUCAGGGCUGCCUGGGCACAGGUCUGUGCUGGACCCUGACUUCUGGCAGGCGGCCUGGAGGGACCUGGAGGAACUGGUGAAGCAGAACAGCCUGUCGUGCCACUGUUGCAGCUCCUCUGAGGUUCGAUGCUGUCCCAGAAAAGGCUAUGACCACUCCUUGACUGUGCCUGGCAGUGCACCGACAGAGCCGGUGCCAGUCUGCACCCCUGGAUCCACGUGGAGUGCUGGAGCCCACAAAUCCCUGAGCAUGCAUGUGGCAUGGAAAAGCCUGAAAGUGCACCUGAGGGCCCUGCACGAAUGGCUGUUAUUCUCCCAGCUGCAGGCAAGGAAAAGGCAAUGCUGCUCCGUCCUGCCCAAGCUCAUCAAGCCAGGGCAGACUGAGCCUCUGCUGCAGCACCGUCUGAGCCCCUUGCUGCAGGCCAAGGGUAACUGCACGGCAGGCAACAUUCUUAAGAAGCAAGAGCUGAAACAGUGGGAGGGCCCCAACCCUACUGAGAUCUCCCAGAACCCACUGGUGCCAUGCCUCCCCACUGCUUCUGCUUCCCCAGAGUAUGGGUCUUUCUCAGAAUCUCAUUUUGUUCUCUAUUUCCAGGGCCAGGCUGAGGCCCAGGGGCAUCCCAGGAAGAGACAGCAGCACUACCAGGGCCAGCCCAAGGAGUCAGCAAAGAUUCCUUUGCCUCUGUGCUCGGCACCUAAGGAGACAGAACGUCCAAUGGCUAGAGCAGCACUUCCUGGCCCAGCCGAAGCAGCACGGCUAAAGGACAACAGCAGUCAAAUGGGCGCCUCAGAUCUGCGUGUGGCUGACAUUAAAGCUAUCAGCAGGCAGCACCACAGGGCAGUGCCUGACAACAUCUCAAAACUGCAGCUCAGUCAGGUGACUUGUGGGAAGCUUUCCAUGCACACAGACAGAAAAUGCCUGGAGCUAAAGUUUCAACUCCUCCGUACUUCAGCGCGGAGGCCCACAGAACUGCUGCAAAAUUUACAGCCAACACAGGCUGAGCCAGUCUCCGCACCCAAGAGGAUGUGCCUCCUCCAUCCUGACCAGGACAGGAGACAGCAGCGUGGGGCCAAGGCACCGGGAUCCCGCCUGGUCCCCAUGUACUUCUACAGCUGUGAGGCUCGGUUCCUGACUGAGGAGGAGCGUGAGACCCUGGAGCUGCACAUCCGCUCCAUGAAGCUGAAGCACCUUGGCAACAGCCUCAUUUCAGGCCAUCCGCUGCAGUCAGCAGCGUCCUGGGAGAAGGAGUCCACCAGCACAUACGUGACUGCACCAUCUGAGGCAAGCUGGGCUGAGGCAGGCCCCAAAGGACACAAAUGGUGGUCCUGGUGGAAGAAGUGACCUAGGAGAGCAACUGGAGCACCAAAGCAGAAUGCAGCAGUUCUCCACCUGACAGUGUAACAUUCUGUGAAGCACAACAGAAUACCACCACCUGACGCAGCUCAUCAUUAUAGCCCUGCAGUGACCUUGGCUGUGGCUCCAAGAAAUCGUGCCACUCGCACCAUGCCCGGGAUGCUGCAGCCAUACCAACUGACAAGAAGGUCUACGUAGCCUGGGCAAAGAUGUGCUCGAUGCCCUAAAUGCCAAGGACCUCUGACUCUAAGCCCAUCCAUCUUGCCUGUAAGGAGAGGAAGGGCCAGGUUCAGCAGCACCCCUUCUCUUCAAAAAAAUCUUUAUUUUUUAAAAUAAAUAAGU